AUGAAGAUAGAUGAUGUUGAAAUAAUAGAUUCUGCAAUAGAUGAUAUAGAAGAAGAUACUAUUAGAAGGAUGCUUAGGCAAAUAUAUUUAAUGGGUAAUGUUCAUGCGAAAGAUCGAAUGACGGCUAAAGAUAUACAUGAUAGAUUGAAAGAAUUUGCAGAUAAUAGUGAAUUAGAACAGGAUGAAGUACCAAAAAUCUCAACAAUUCAAGAAUAG
Messenger RNA from Racocetra persica, 216 nucleotides. The record is from the annotation of a GenBank genome assembly. NCBI's taxonomy places the organism in Eukaryota, Fungi, Glomeromycota, Glomeromycetes, Diversisporales, Gigasporaceae.